Molecule: messenger RNA, 910 nt
Organism: Musa acuminata subsp. malaccensis (wild Malaysian banana)
Lineage: Eukaryota; Viridiplantae; Streptophyta; Magnoliopsida; Zingiberales; Musaceae
Source: RefSeq, a predicted model, not a curated record
CUUUUAGUCCCUCGUGCCGUCGCCGUCGCCGUCGCCGCCACCGUAUAAUCGCGUCGUUUGAUUACAUGUCUCUGACAGAGGAGGAGCUGGAGGUGGCGGUCACGCUCGACAGCCUCCCCGAGCUCGUCCUCGCGUCCGUCCACCGGGCGGCGCUCCACGUCCUUCCCGAGUCCCUCCGCUGGGGCUCCCGGAAGCCCCGGUCACUCCCCGGUCAUCCUCUAAUGCCUUCUCCUCCUCCGCCGCUCCGUUACGGGGAGAAGAACGUCGACGGGGGAGUCACCGCCACCGCCACAUCGAGCCCCUCUACGCCUCUCUCCUUCCAAGGCAGCGGCGGCAGCGAAGACAUCGACGUCCGGCCCAAGCCGUGGGUGGAGCACAGCAAACAGUACAUCCAAUGGAUGGAAGAACAGCAUGAGCCGAUGGCUUCGUUUGCCGACAAGAAAGCCAAUCUCGAACGAGUGAGAGAGGAGUACGAAGCCCACUUGCAUAGUCCAUCAGCCAACCCCUCCGUGCUUCCAGCAGCUGCACAACUGCGCCAUGAAAAGAUGCUAUGGGUCGGUGGCGGCGAUAUGGUCGCCGUGGACCGCACAGCCGUGGACCACCGGUGGGCCGAGAGCGGCAGCCAACGGCCGGCCGCGGGUCGGGUCGGCCUCCCGGAUCUGAACGUGACGCCCGACGACGAGGAGGGCGGGUGGGAUUUGGUGUGGGGGUGGGGGGAACGGCAACACAGCGCGUGCAAAGCGGCCAUGUCGGCACUGGCGAGACGGAGGAGACUUCAGAUACAAAAGGCGAAGAGAUACGGUCUGGUUUAUGACCAAUAAAAUGCCAAAGAUUAAGCAUUUUCUUCAAUUUGGUUAGUGGGGAUUUCUUUUUGUUUUUUAUUGACGUCAAUGUUAAGCCAUUUGCUCAC